AUGUCCUCUACCUACGCCGUCUUUCCUUCGACGGAUCAAAUUGAACAGUCACACGGGACCCUAGAACAGGACAGCCAGCAAUAUCAGCAGUAUCUUUCACCAUCCACUCCGACGUACGCUUCUCGGAACAGCAAUUUGACUGCCAUCUCACCUCAGCUGAAUAACAACAUAACCUCGCCCGUGUCGAAUCAGAACACGCCAGCCGAGUCCAUCGCCAGCAUUCAUUACCAAUCCAGCGAGUACGACGACAACGAUAUCUUUUGCAGCGUUAACUUUGACGCUGUAGAAAGAGCAACACCCUCAUUUCUAGAUGAACAAGUUGAUCCUCUUUCGGUACCUCAGUCCCCUGCUGGACCGGAGCAAGCCUCCCCUUAUCUCGAGCAAACCGUGUCCCAGGCUACCCAACAAACACUAUCUUACAGCCCGCUGAGCCCAGAUAACGCUCCUUCGUCUGCCAGAGGAUAUUCUAGCGGAGCAGACAAGGAAGCUCCUAUCUCGCAGGGCAUGCUUUCCAACUCUGCUGACGCGUCUCCGAUGACGCCUCAGAAUUCCUCGACGACACACCCACAGCAGCAAAGCAAGCUGGGCCCCGCUCCGCUGACCCGUGAAACGUUUGCCAACGGGCAUUUGGGGCAGCCAAACAUCACCUCUCCUUCUCAUGGCAUAAAUCCCACGAGCCCUCGUAUUACCAUCUCACAUUGGCCGGACGACCCGGAUAGAGAGACCCUGGCUUCCGACGAUGCGGACAAAGAUAAGGGAAGCUCUGGAUUGCCAUCCACAUGCUUCCCCCGCGAUGAGUCCGGUCGCUGGAUUCCCAAUCCAACUACCGGACAGGGUGGUGUAGACCCAUCGCAACGAACUGACGAGGAAGUUCCAAGCCUAAACGAUUAUGAGAAGCAGCAAAAGGAAAGGGAACAGAAGGAGAGGACCCAACGAAUGGUUAAUGACUGGUUGCAUAGCUUUGAACCUGCAGCGUUUGCAGCUGGUGAGAACCCCGGGACCGAGGAGCCAACAGCAGCGUCUCCGACGAACAGUGAUGACGAUGGCAUUCCCAACCACGAUGUUUCUCUAGGCCAUUUGACCCUCAACAUUCCCAAGCCUGGAGAGAUAUUCUUCACCCCGUUUGGACGCGAUUUCAACGACAUUGAUCGGGACCUCUUGGCGCAAACCGCUGGCCCUUUUAGCGACAAGCCCGUCCCGAUCAUCAGGCAGCCAGAAAAGGAUGAGGCCCGUUAUCAACCGCAGACGGCUAACGAGGCCAUAAAGAAGAUGAAUGACCAAUACGACAGGUUCGAUACGAUCUCACGCCAGGCCACAUGUGGCACGGGCCGGUUCAGCUUGCUAGAGGCCUUGGAUGUGGUAGCACUGGGAAACGCCCUCGCACAGGUCAAAAUCCGCGAGGGCGAAGAUGAUCGUGAAGAAAAGCCCCGGCGUUCGACUUUCGCAGAACUUUUGACUUUCGUGGAAAAUCUGACUUACAGGGAGGCCCGGAAUAUACUGCAUGCUUGGCGCACCAAGCAGAGUGCUGGUCCCGGUGCGAACAAACGGUCUCGUAAUGAGAGCGACGGCAGCUCGUUUCACACCGAAUCCACGAUGGACAAGAAAGACCGGAGAGAGAGUCAAAGCAAGCUGAACUCUAUUGUCGCGUCGAAGUCGGCGCGGUUUAAGAAGCAGAGCGUGCCUAACAUCGAUACCGCUGUUGUUGGUGUGGGCAGCAGUAUAGCAGCUGUGGGCACAUCCCAUGCCCGAACCGGAUCCGUCAGCGCAGCUCCUCCCGCGACCUCUCCCAAGAGUCCGAUCAGGAGGUCUUUUAGCUUCACCAAACCAAAAGAUCGUUUUCGCAGCAAGUCGGACGUUACAGCGCCUGGGAACAUAAGUGAGCUGCUGAGGAAGAUGGGUGGCCCGCCCGUGGUGAACCUGGGCAAUCCUGCUGCCCCCGUACCGGACGUAACGGCAGACCCAGGCAUCCCGAGUGGCGCCGGCACCGAUGAUGAAGACGAAGACGAGGACGAUGAUUCUGCCUCUCAGGAUGGAGAAGCCGGCCCUUCGCAAGAAACGGAAACUAAGACGGAAUCGGCGAAGCUCAUCGAAGAGAUCACGCCUACCAUGGAGGGCUUCCGUCAGCACAUCCUGAGGCUCAAUCCGUAUCUGGUUACACACAACCAGUACCUCGUUGAUCGCCUUGCACACCAUCAGGUCAUCCGAUACAAGCAACUUCUUACGGCGCGGCAGAAGCACCUGCGAGCCGGGACCAACUGCCUCUCGGGCUCCAUGUGCAUCGCUAUGGGCGGCAGGGCCAACAUCCUGGACGCGAAGGGCGACCCCCGAAGUGUCAACCCGCUUGAUGGCGCGGACGGGGAUGUCAGUCCCUUGGAGGGUGCUAUCACUCAAGAAAACUUUCCCGAGGACAUCCCUAUGCCGCCGACCAAUGUGUUGCCCGCAGAGUUCGAGUGCCAGCUGUGCUUCGCGACGAAGAAGUUUCAGAAGCCGUCCGACUGGACUAAGCACGUCCACGAGGAUGUACAACCCUUCACAUGCACGUGGGAGCACUGCCCGAGCCCCAACAAGCCGUUUAAGCGCAAGGCCGACUGGCUGCGACACGAGAACGAGGGCCAUCGACACCCGGAAUGGUGGCAGUGUGAGCUCCAAGAGUGUAAUCAUAUCUGUUACCGCCGCGAUAACUUCAUCCAGCACCUGGUGCGCGAGCACAAGCUGCCCGAGCCGAAGAUCAAGUCUAAGGCUGCCGUCAAGAAACAGCCCCUCGUGCACACCGACCCAACGUUGUCCAAGGUCGAGGCAUGGCAUCACACGACGAACGCGCUGCCGAAUGAUGAGCAUUGCCGCUUCUGCGGCCGGAGCUUCCCGACCUGGAAGAGGUUAACGGUGCACCUGGCUAAGCACAUGGAGCAGAUUAGCUUGCCUGUUCUUAAGCUCGUUGCCAAGCAGCCGCUCAGCGAGGAUACCGUCAUCAGCCCCGUCCAAGACCCUCCUCCGCGCCAUUUCUUCCCCCCGAAGCAGGAGUCCGCCCAUCACACACACCAGCCGCAGCACCAACCAAAUGCGUUCAUGCCUUCUUCAACCAUACCCCAUCAAGGCCCAUUGCCUCGUGGAUCCCCAGGCCCGAUCCAAGGCUUCCCGCACCAACCACAGCCGUUCAUGUAUGCGAUCCCGAGUCCGCCGCCCGCGGGGGGCUAUGAUCCAGCGCCCACUCUGUACAGUCCACCGGCCUUCAGCGACCCGUCCCACGCCCUCGCGGCCCAAGCACAAUUCUUCCCAUCUCAUCCGCAAACGGCGCAGCCGUCCCCCGUGGUCAACACCCACGUCUUCCAAAGCCUCAAUUCACAGACUGCUGCGGCUUUCUCGGCUACCCCGACUCCCUCGACCCCAGUCCCUCCAGCAAACGCGGUAUUCCAUCACAUGUCGCCAAUGACGCCCGUGUCGGGCGUGCAGGCGACACCGGUUGCGACUACAGGAGCAGCAUAUAUGCCUCUGUCAGGAGUGUCCAUGCCGGUUGUCGGGGGCACGAUGUCGCCGGAGCUGGACCCGUUCCCGGCGCUGGGUGGUAUGCCUGGGCUCCAUGGCAUGGGUGAUACGAACAGGAUGAACGGGGUUAUGGGUGUUGGCAAUAGCCUGGGGUUGCAGCAGGGCGCGGCUGCGGGCUUGGGACUUGGCGUGGUCGGCGAGCUGGAGCAGCAACAGGGCUCUAUUUCGCCUUCGCAGGUGGCUGGCUCAAGGUUUUAUCACCAUCCAGCUAGUCAGCAAACUAGCAGUUGA
Molecule: messenger RNA, 3774 nt
Organism: Thermochaetoides thermophila DSM 1495
Lineage: Eukaryota; Fungi; Ascomycota; Sordariomycetes; Sordariales; Chaetomiaceae
Exons: 1
Coding region: 1-3774 (1257 amino acids)
Source: RefSeq, a predicted model, not a curated record